CACAAGUUAUUAUCUCGUUUGAUACUGUAUUUCUAGAGUUGUCACCAACAUUUUGGCACAGCACCAAUUAAACAACAAAACGUAAAAACAUGACAGAACAGACAGAGAAAUCAGCUAGAUCAAAAGUUUUUUUUGAUGUCAGCGUUGGUGGAGAGCGAAUUGGUCGCAUAAUUUUCGAGCUGUUCAAUGAUGUCGUACCAAAAACAGCUGAAAACUUUCGCUCUCUGUGCGUUGGUGACAAAGGAAUGGGAGAAAAAGGAAAACCUCUUCACUACAAAGGAUCGAUUUUUCAUCGUAUUAUCAAAGAUUUCAUGGUGCAGGGAGGUGAUUUUACAAACUUUAAUGGAACUGGUGGCGAAUCAAUAUAUGGCGAAAAAUUUGAAGAUGAAAAUUUCGACUUAAAACAUGACAAGCCAGGGCUCUUAUCCAUGGCCAACUCCGGUCCUGGCACAAAUGGAAGUCAGUUCUUUAUAACAACUGUCCCAACCGCUCAUUUGGAUGGAAAACAUGUCGUGUUUGGAAAGGUAUUGAAGGGAAUGGGAGUGGUGCGUGAGUUGGAAGAGGUAAAGAAAGCAGGAGAGGAACCGCUUAAGAAAUGUAGAAUCGAAGAUUGCGGAGAGAUACUUCCGGGUGAAGAUGAUGGCUUCGUCCAAGAUGAUGGAACUGGUGAUCUGCUACCUGAUUCACCAGAAGAAUCAGAACUUAACUACGACAAGUCUGAAGACAUCCUAGAAGCGGUUGAAAAAAUCAAAGCAAUCGGCAACGACUUAUUCAAAGCACAAAAGUUUGACAAAGCUUUGAAAAAAUAUCGCAAAGCUAUUCGUUAUAUUGAUCAUAGCGACAAAGGUUUUCAAGAUACUGAUUCUGAUGACGACGAGGGAGAAAAGCCUGAAAAUGAAGAAAAGAAAAAGAAGAGAGAAGAAACUGAAGCUGCGUUUGAUAAAAUUUUACUGCCAUGUUUAUUAAACAGCGCGGCAGUGAAAUUGAAGUUAAAUGACAGUGCUGGAGCUGUAGAUGAUUGCGACCAGGUGAUUUCAUUGGAUGAGAAGAAUGUAAAAGCUUACUAUAGAAAAGCUCAGGCUUAUAUAAGUAUGAAAGAUUAUGACGAAGCAAAGACUGUUUUACAAGAUGCGUUAAAGAUUGCUCCAAACGACAAAGCUAUUCAAGGAGAGAUGGUUCGUUUAAAAAGAUUAGUGAAAGAGAAAAACGAUAAAGAGAAACAGAUGUAUGCUAAUAUGUUUGGCAAGUGAAAACCCUUUUCAACGCGAAUUAAAGAUAUGUCAACUUGUGUGGAGAGACUAAAGAAGAUCAUUUCAAAGAACACAUUUGAGAAGUAACAUACAUGUAACAAAUUUGAGAUAGAUGUUUUGUAACUAUAACAUGGUUCAAAAGAUGAAUACUUUUUCUAGAUA
This is a messenger RNA of Hydractinia symbiolongicarpus, 1412 nucleotides long. RefSeq names its product peptidyl-prolyl cis-trans isomerase D-like. The record is from RefSeq and is a predicted model, not a curated record. Gene Ontology annotation, molecular function: peptidyl-prolyl cis-trans isomerase activity; protein binding. The coding region runs from base 90 to 1250 and encodes 386 amino acids. Lineage: Eukaryota; Metazoa; Cnidaria; Hydrozoa; Anthoathecata; Hydractiniidae. Gene Ontology annotation, biological process: protein folding; protein peptidyl-prolyl isomerization. The transcript is spliced from 10 exons.